AUGUCGAUCGAUUUUUCGAAGGAAGAGGAGGCCAUUAUCCAGAAGUGGCGUGAGAUCGACGCUUUCCGUCGCCAGGUGGAACUGUCGGACGGCCGCCCGCGCUACACCUUCUAUGAUGGCCCGCCCUUCGCCACGGGUUUGCCCCAUUAUGGUCAUCUCCUGGCUUCAACUAUCAAGGAUAUCAUCCCCCGCUACUGGUCCAUGAAGGGAUUCCACGUUGAGCGUCGUUUUGGCUGGGAUACCCAUGGCCUCCCUAUCGAGCACGAGAUCGACAAGAAGCUCGGCAUCUCUGGGAAGGAGGCUGUCCUAAAGCUCGGUAUCGACAAGUACAACGAGGAGUGCCGCGCCAUUGUCAUGCGCUACUCCCAGGAAUGGCGCCACACCGUUGAGCGUCUAGGUCGGUGGAUCGACUUCGACGAUGACUACAAGACCAUGGACCCUACCUUCAUGGAGUCUGAAUGGUGGGCAUUCAAACAGUUACACGAAAAGGGUCAGGUGUACCAAGGCCACCGGGUUAUGCCUUAUUCGACUGCCCUCACCACAGCGCUAAGCAACUUCGAGGCCAACCAGAACUACCAGGAUGUCACAGACCCUGCCAUUGUCAUCGCGUUUCCUCUCGUCGAUGACCCUGAGACCAACCUGCUUGCCUGGACCACUACACCUUGGACUCUACCUUCGCAUCUCGGGCUUGCCGCUCACCCGGAGUUCGAGUACAUCAAGAUCAAGGAUGAGAAGUCAGGAAAGAACUACAUCAUUCUGGAGAAGCUCCUGAGCACCCUGUACAAGGACCCCAAGAAGGCCAAAUACACCGUCAUUAAGAAAAUUCGUGGCAAGGAUAUGCUCGGCUGGAAAUACCAGCCUCCCUUUGACUACUUCUACGAGGAGUACAAGGAUGUUGCGUUCAAGGUCCUCAAUGCGACAUACGUCACGGCCGACAGCGGUACCGGUAUUGUCCACCAGGCUCCCGCCUUCGGUGAGGAUGAUUACAAUGUCGCCGUCGCAGCUGGUAUUGUCACCGAAAAACGCCCUCCGCCGGACCCCAUCACCGAUAACGGUUGCUUUACUUCCCGUAUCCCUGAUUUCCAGGGCAUGUACGUCAAGGAGGCCGACAAGCACAUCAUCAAGCACCUUAAGGGGACUGGCCGUUUGGUCGUCGACUCGCAGCUCAAACACUCUUACCCCAUGUGCCCCCGGUCCGACACCCCUCUUAUCUAUCGUACCGUUCCGUCUUGGUUCAUCCGCAUCCCCGACAUCAUUCCGGACAUGCUCAAGAACAUUGAGGGGACUCAUUGGGUCCCCAGCUUUGUCAAGGAGCGCCGCUUCGCCAGCUGGAUUUCAAACGCCCGCGACUGGAACGUUGGAAGGAACCGAUACUGGGGUACUCCCAUCCCUCUCUGGGUCAGCGAUGAUAUGGAGGAACGCGUUUGCGUCGGUAGCGCCGAGGAGCUUCGCCAGCUAAGCGGCUAUGAGGGUGAGAUCAAGGAUCUCCACCGCGACAAGAUUGACCACAUCACCAUUCCCAGCAAGCAAGGCAAGGGUGUCUUGCGCCGUAUCGAAGAGGUAUUUGACUGCUGGUUCGAGUCGGGAAGCAUGCCUUUCGCUAGCCAGCACUACCCAUUUGAAAAUGUUGACAAGUUCAAUGCCUCUUUCCCUGGCGACUUCAUCGCCGAAGGCCUGGAUCAGACCCGAGGAUGGUUCUACACCCUCCUGGUCCUGGGUGUUCAUCUCUUCGGAAAAUCACCCUUCAAGAACUGUGUCGUCAACGGCAUCGUUCUGGCAGAGGAUGGAAAGAAGAUGUCCAAGCGACUCAAGAACUACCCCGACCCCACUCUGAUCAUGGACAAAUACGGCUCGGAUGCACUGCGUCUGUACUUGAUCAACUCACCAGUUGUCCGAGCUGAGCCCCUGAGGUUCAAGGAGCCCGGUGUUAAAGAAGUUGUCCAGAAGGUCCUCCUCCCGUUGUGGAACAGCUACAAGUUCUUCGAGGGACAGGUUGCCCUGCUAAAGAAGACUGAGGAGGUUGAUUACAUGUUUGAUCCCGAUAUGGAAUCAAGUAACACCAAUGUCAUGGACCGUUGGAUCCUAGCAAGCUGUCAGAGUCUUCUAGAGUUUGUGAACGAGGAGAUGAAGUAUUACCGCCUCUACACUGUCGUUCCUAGGCUACUGAGCCUUAUCGACAACACGACCAACUGGUACAUUCGAUUCAACAGAAGACGUCUAAAGGGCGAGAACGGUCUCGAGGACACCAAGCACGCACUCAAUUCUCUUUUCGAAGUCCUCUUCACCCUGUGCCGAGGACUUGCCCCCUUCACGCCCUUUAUCACGGACAAUAUCUACCAGAGGCUUUUGCCCCACAUUCCCCAGAAGCUCCAGCAGGAAGACGCUCGCAGCGUUCACUUUCUGCCAUUCCCUGAGGUCCGCAAGGAGCUCUUUGAUGCCGCAGUCGAGCGCAGGGUUGGUCGCAUGCAGAAGGUUAUUGAGCUUGCCCGAGUUUCCCGCGAGCGCCGCACCAUUGGUCUGAAAACGCCGCUCAAGACCCUUAUCAUCAUCCACCGUGAUCAGCAGUACCUUGAUGACGUCAAGUCCCUGGAAAACUACAUUUGUGAGGAGCUCAACGUCCGCGACCUGGUCUUGACUUCUGAUGAGGCCAAGUACAACGUCGAGUACAGCGUCAUCGCCGAUUGGCCUGUCCUAGGCAAGAAGCUGAAAAAGGACAUGGCCAAGGUCAAGAAGGGCCUGCCCCUGUUGACUAGCGAGCAAGUGCAGGGCUACGUGCGCGACAAAUUUAUCCUGGUCGAUGGCAUCCGCCUUGAGGAGGAAGACCUGGUCGUGCGCCGCGGUGUGAAGGAAGAUGAGACGUCCAAGAACCUCGAGUCCAACACGGACAGUGAUGUUCUCACCAUCCUCGACGCCGAGCUCCAUCCUGAGCUUGCCCAGGAGGGUCUCGCGCGUGAGGUCAUCAACCGUGUACAGCGUCUGCGAAAGAAGGCUGGUCUGCAGCCUACCGAUGACAUCAAGAUGGAGUAUCGGAUGGUCAAGGACCCUGAUAAUGUCGGCCUGGAAGGUGUCUUCUCAUCACAGGCUUCCGUCUUUGAGAAGGCGCUCCGACGACCGCUUGACAAGCAGGAGAGUGAGGACGCCAGUGCAGGGCUCAUUGCGGAGGAGGAACAAGAGAUCCAGCAGGCCGUCUUCUCACUCCGCCUGCUCAAGCUCUAG
Molecule: messenger RNA, 3216 nt
Organism: Geosmithia morbida
Lineage: Eukaryota; Fungi; Ascomycota; Sordariomycetes; Hypocreales; Bionectriaceae
Product: isoleucyl-tRNA synthetase
Exons: 4
Coding region: 1-3216 (1071 amino acids)
Biological process (GO): isoleucyl-tRNA aminoacylation
Molecular function (GO): ATP binding; isoleucine-tRNA ligase activity; tRNA binding
Source: RefSeq, a predicted model, not a curated record